ACUCCUGGGGCGGAGCCGAUCCCUGCAUCCUCCCCGUGUGCUCUGUGCUGAAUGCUGACACUCUGGGGCGCCCUGGCGGAAUGGGCAGAGGGGAGUGUGGACGCUGAGCCCGCUGCAGGAGGAACUGCCGGGCUUUCCCUGGCUCUGGGGCUCGGUUCCCCGCGAGUGAGUGGCUUGGGGUGGCUAGGCGUUUAGUGUCCGGACAGCUUGCCUAGCCUGGCAGGCCACGGUGUUGCCCGACUCAGGUGUCAUGUUUAAUACUGGACUUGGACAGCAUAUUUUGAAAAAUCCUCUCAUUGUUAAUAGCAUCAUUGAUAAGGCUGCCUUAAGGCCAACAGAUGUAGUCCUCGAAGUUGGUCCUGGAACUGGAAACAUGACUGUGAAACUACUAGAAAAAGCUAAAAAGGUAGUUGCCUGUGAACUUGACCCACGUCUAGUAGCUGAACUUCACAAAAGAGUCCAGGGAACGCCCCAGGCAAGCAAACUUCAAGUAAUGGUUGGUGAUGUGUUAAAAACCGACUUACCAUUCUUUGAUGCAUGUGUGGCAAACUUGCCUUAUCAGAUCUCUUCUCCAUUUGUCUUCAAACUUUUGCUGCAUAGACCUUUUUUUAGAUGUGCUAUACUUAUGUUCCAGAGAGAAUUUGCUCUCCGUUUGGUUGCAAAACCAGGAGACAAGCUAUACUGCAGACUUUCCAUUAAUACCCAGUUACUAGCACGAGUGGAUCAUCUGAUGAAAGUUGGGAAAAAUAACUUCAGACCACCACCAAAAGUUGAAUCAAGUGUGGUAAGGAUAGAACCUAAGAACCCACCACCACCUAUCAAUUUCCAGGAAUGGGAUGGUCUAGUGAGGAUAACAUUUGUGAGGAAAAACAAAACUCUCUCUGCUGCAUUUAAGUCCAGUGCAGUCCAGCAGCUUUUGGAAAAAAAUUACCGAAUUCACUGUUCGGUCCAUAACAUUGCAAUACCAGAAGAUUUCAGCAUUGCAGAUAAAAUACAGAAAAUCUUAAUGGAUACAGGUUUUAGCGACAAAAGGGCCCGUUCCAUGGACAUAGAUGACUUUAUCAGAUUGCUACAUGGAUUCAAUGCAGAAGGCAUCCAUUUUUCUUAAGCAGACAAAAAAAGAAAAUUCCAGUCUCAAUAAGAAGCUUUAAUUUUACUUACUGGACUACUGAUAUAAUGAAGAUAAAUCUCUAUUUUUUUACAAGGAUAACCACCAAACACCUCACGGGUUUCACCCUCUCAUGAAGUAUUAUUUGUUUUUAAGGUCAAAAUAGUUGUGUAUUUUUAUAAGUGUUCAGAUUUUAUGUAACUUUGGGCAUAGAGUGGCCAAGUUAUUGACCCUCUGGAGCACACACAAUUUUCUCCAAAAGUUAAUAGCCGCAAUACACGCACAAACUUAACACGUGGACCAUCUCGCUUCUGUGUUCAUCUCCUAAAACUAACAUUUAGGAUAGUAAUGACUGCUGUUUCUACAGGCCUUUUCCUCUUUUGCUUAUAUAUUGGGAUAGAUGAGCGCCUUGUCAUUAUUUUUCUCAUUAUCCACAGUCUUCCACUUAUCUCACAUUCACCUCCCUCAUUCUAAUGAACUUUUCUUUUUCAUGUAUUCAUCUGUCUGACCCUUCUUACCUGCUGGAGCCAAGUUCCUUUUCCAUUGCAUUGGGUAGAGUAGUAUACUCAAUUUAUUUCUGAUACUCAGUAGCUCUAUGACUUCAGACUUCACCUCUGGGCCUCAAAUUUCUUCACUGUUCAAAUGAGGGAGUUAUAGACUAGAUGAUCUCUUAAGAUCCUUUCCAUCAGUCACCUCACAAAAAUCAUGCCACUAUAGUGUACUUUGUACACAUAGAAAUAACUGAAAGAAAAUAAAACUCCAAAUUUUU
Molecule: messenger RNA, 1877 nt
Organism: Monodelphis domestica (gray short-tailed opossum)
Lineage: Eukaryota; Metazoa; Chordata; Mammalia; Didelphimorphia; Didelphidae
Gene: DIMT1
Product: DIM1 rRNA methyltransferase and ribosome maturation factor
Biological process (GO): rRNA methylation
Cellular component (GO): nucleolus
Molecular function (GO): rRNA (adenine-N6,N6-)-dimethyltransferase activity
Source: RefSeq, a predicted model, not a curated record